Molecule: messenger RNA, 3219 nt
Organism: Plasmodium gonderi
Lineage: Eukaryota; Apicomplexa; Aconoidasida; Haemosporida; Plasmodiidae
Product: valine--tRNA ligase
Exons: 1
Coding region: 1-3219 (1072 amino acids)
Biological process (GO): valyl-tRNA aminoacylation
Cellular component (GO): cytosol
Molecular function (GO): valine-tRNA ligase activity; ATP binding; aminoacyl-tRNA deacylase activity
Source: RefSeq, a predicted model, not a curated record
AUGAACAAAAUAGUUCCAACACAAAUUGGUCAUUAUUGUCAAAAUAAAGGACGCAUAUAUAGAAAGAUAAACAUAAUGGAAAUUAAAAAUAUUAAGGAAAAUUUGAAAAGUAUGAAGGAUGCAUACGAUCCUAAAGAAGUAGAGUCCAAAUGGUACACCUUUUGGGAAAAGAAUGAUUAUUUUAAACCAAAAAAAGAAUUAUUGAGCUGUAAAGAAAAUAGCAAAAAAUUUGUUAUUGUAUUACCACCACCGAAUGUUACUGGAACGUUGCAUAUUGGUCACACACUAACAAUAGCAAUUCAAGAUUCUCUAGUUCGAUAUAAAAGAAUGAAAAAUUAUUUAACUUUAUACAUACCGGGAACAGACCAUGCAGGUAUAGCAACUCAAACUGUUGUUGAGAAAAUGUUAUUUAAAAAAGAACAAAAAAUAAGACAAGAUUAUGAAAGAGAGGAAUUCGUAAAGAAAAUAUAUGAAUGGAAAGAUCUACAUGGAAAUAAAAUUAAUAAUCAAAUUAGAAGAAUUGGUGCAUCUGUUGAUUGGUCACGAGAAUAUUUUACUAUGAAUGAAAAAUUGUCAAUUGCAGUUAAAGAAGCUUUUAUUAAAUUUUAUGAAAGUGGAUUAAUUUAUAGAGAUAAUAGAUUAGUUGCAUGGUGCCCUCAUUUAAAAACAGCAUUAUCAGAUAUUGAGGUAAAUGUUGAAGAAAUAAAAAAACCUACCAAAAUUAAAAUUCCUUCUUUUAAUCAUUUAGUAGAAGUUGGCGUACUAUAUAAAUUUUUUUACCAAAUAAAAGAUAAUGAAGAAAAAAUAGAAAUUGCAACAACACGUAUUGAAACGAUGCUGGGAGAUGUUGCUGUGGCCGUUCAUCCAGAUGAUAAAAGAUACAAACACUUAGUAGGGAAAGAAAUAAUUCAUCCUUUCAUUCCUGAGAGAAAAUUAAUUAUCAUUGCGGAUAAUUUUGUGGAUAUGGAUUACGGUACUGGUGCUGUGAAAAUAACUCCAGCACAUGAUAAAAAUGAUUAUGAAAUGAUGAAAAGACACAAUUUAAAUUAUAUUAAUAUAUUUACAUUAGAUGGACAUAUUAAUAAAAAUGGGGGGAAAUUAUUUGAAGGUUUACAUAGAUUUGAAUGUAGAUUUAAAAUUCAAGAAGAAUUAAAAAAAUUAAAUUUAUUAUCAGAUAAAAUACCAAAUUCUAUGUCUCUUCCAUUAUGUUCAAGAACCAAUGAUAUUAUUGAGUAUAUGCUUAUACCACAAUGGUAUUUAAACUGUAGUGAAUUGGCUGAACAAGCCAUUCAUUAUGUAAACAGUAAGGAACUUUUAAUCAUCCCUUCCCAACAUGUUAAUACCUGGUUUUAUUGGUUACAAAAUGUACGUGAUUGGUGCAUAUCAAGGCAGCUAUGGUGGGGUCAUAGAAUCCCUGCUUAUAAAAUUAUCAGAAAGAAAGAAACAGGAGUUGGAGGAACAACCAGUGAAAAAUCUAAAGAUAGAGAAGAGGACAAGAUAGAUACUAUUUUCGAGGAAAACCAAGAAGAGUGGGUUGUUGGAAGAUCCUACGAUGAGUGCAUGGAAAAGGCCAAGAAGUUAAUUGGAGAAAAUAUUGAAUUUAAUUUAGUACAAGAUGAGGAUGUACUAGAUACAUGGUUUUCUUCUUCUUUAGUUCCAUUUAGUUCUUUAGGAUGGCCAGAAAAAACACAAGAUUUGGAACAUUUUUUUCCAAAUACUGUCCUAGAAACAGGUCAAGAUAUUUUAUUUUUUUGGGUCGCUAGAAUGGUAAUGGUUUCAAUACAUUUAAUGAAGAAGCUUCCAUUUAACACUAUCUAUUUGCAUUCUAUGAUUAGAGAUUCGAAGGGAGAAAAAAUGAGUAAAAGUAAAGGUAAUGUAGUUGAUCCGUUAGACAUCAUUGAUGGAAUUAGCUUAGAAGGAUUACAUCAGAAAUUAUAUGAAGGAAAUUUACCAGAAAAAGAAAUCAAACGGGCAUUAGAAUUACAGAAAAAAGAAUUCCCUAAGGGAAUACCAGAAUGUGGCACAGAUGCCUUAAGAUUUGGUCUCUUAACAUAUCUAAAACAAGGAAGAAAUGUAAACUUAGAUAUUAAUAGAAUUAUUGGAUAUAGACACUUUUGUAAUAAAUUAUGGAAUGCUGUAAAAUUCUUUUUAAAAACUUUGCCUGAUAAUUAUGAUAAUUAUAAUAUCUUACUUUACCAACCGGAACAUGUUAAGUCACUUGAGUGGGAAGACAAAUGGAUAUUGCAUCGAUUAAAUAUUUAUAUAACACUUGCAAAUGAAAGUUUUGAUACUUAUAAUUUUUCAGAGGUAGCAUUUGCUUCUUACAACUUUUGGCUUUAUGAUUUGUGUGAUGUUUAUCUUGAACUUAUCAAGGCUCGUCUGCAUACAGAAGAAUCCGCUGAAUCGGCAAAAAAAGAAUUUCCAAAUAAUCAAGAAAAAAGGGAAGAUAUGUUAGAAUCUGAGAAUGAUAGCCAUUAUAGGAAUACCAACAAUGAUUCAAAUCAUAAGAUAAAUGAAAUUGAAUGUGCUCCAAAUAAAACAUUACACGCAUGUUUAGAUUAUGGUCUAAGACUUUUACAUCCAAUUUCUCCCUUCAUAACGGAAGAGCUGUAUACUAAAAUUACAUCUGAAAAAUAUAAAUAUGACUCCAUAUCCAUAGCCCCAUACCCAGAAUAUGUAGAAUCGUGGAAUAAUGAAGAAAUAAAUUCAGAAAUGAACAAAUUUAUGAGCAUUGUUAAACAUUUUAGAUCUUUUAUUUCAAACCUUGAAAUUCCUCCGAAAAUAAAACUCAAUUGUUAUAUUGCUGCAAAAAAUAAGGAAGAUGAAAAUUUUAUCAUAAAAGUAAAAAGUAAAAUCCAAACGUUAGCAAAAUUAUCCGCAUUAAACAUUACCAAGUACAAUGUGGAGGAACUACAAGAUGAAGAGAAAAUGCAAAUAAAAAAAUGUCUAAAAGACAUUAUUUCCAACCAGUUUAUUAUCUAUGUUCAGUCGACUGAAGAAUAUCUGAAACCGUUACUAAAUAAUAUGUUAAAUAAAAAUAAAAAGCUCCAAGGUUCCUUAGAUUCAUAUUUAAAAAAAAUCAAUGAUCCAAAUUAUGAACAAAAAGUACCAGAACAGGUGAGAAGUUUGUACUCGGAAAAAAUUGAGCAGUUAAACGCACAAAUAUUGGCCGUAUCAAACAUUAUUGCCGAAAUAAAUGAAUGCUUACAAAAUUCAUGA